Molecule: messenger RNA, 1313 nt
Organism: Cygnus atratus (black swan)
Lineage: Eukaryota; Metazoa; Chordata; Aves; Anseriformes; Anatidae
Gene: PIGC
Product: phosphatidylinositol glycan anchor biosynthesis class C
Exons: 1
Coding region: 326-1219 (297 amino acids)
Biological process (GO): GPI anchor biosynthetic process
Cellular component (GO): membrane; glycosylphosphatidylinositol-N-acetylglucosaminyltransferase (GPI-GnT) complex
Source: RefSeq, a predicted model, not a curated record
CCCGGCUGAGGCGGAGGCAGCCGGGUCAGGGCCGCGGAGCUCGGGGCUGAGGGGCCGGGACCGGGGCCGGGGAGCGCCGGGGCCGGGGAGCGCCGGGGCUGGGGCCGGGGCGCUCCCGCGCUCCUUCCCCGCGACCGGGGGGGCUCUGAGGGGUCCCUGCUGCCGCUGUGGGCAGCCCCCCGCUUCUUGUCCCUGCCUGGGGGGGCUGCAGGGGGAGGUGGGUGCUGCCGGAGCCCUGUGGCGGUGGCAGACCCCAGAGGGGGUCUCGCAGCGCGGUGAACCCGCAGCUUGCUCCUUCCCGGCACCUCAGCCCCACGGCCGCGGGAUGGUGUGUGCGCAGGUGGAGACGAGCCCCAGGCGGUGCUGGCAGAAGGUGCUGUACGAGCGGCAGCCCUUCCCGGAUAACUACGUGGACCAGCGGUUCCUGGAGGAGCUGCGGAAGAACGUCCAUGCCCGCCAGUACCAGUACUGGGCCGUGGUCUUCGAGUCAGGGGCCGUGGUGCAGCAGCUCUGCAGCGUCUGUGUUUUCGUCGUCACCUGGUGGUACAUGGACGCCGGGGUGCUGAGCCCGCAGGGGCUUUUUGGGGCUGCCCUGGCCUCUUCCCUGCUCGGCUAUGUACUCUUCGAUGCCAUCGAUGCCGGGGCUGGGCGGCGAGAGAGCAGGCGGACGCGGUGGGCAGACCUGAAGAGCACGCUGGUGUUCAUCGCCUUCACCUACGGCUUCUCCCCGGUGCUGAAGACGCUGACGGAGUCCAUCAGCACGGACACUAUCUACGCCAUGUCGGUCUUCAUGCUCCUCGGCCACCUCAUCUUCUUUGACUACGGCGCAAACGCUGCCAUCGUGUCCAGCACACUGUCCCUUAACAUGGCCAUCUUUGCCUCGGUGUGCCUGGCCUCGCGCCUGCCUCGCUCCCUCCACGCCUUCGUCAUGGUCACCUUUGCCAUGCAGAUCUUCGCCCUCUGGCCCAUGCUGCAGAAGAAGCUGAAGGCCCGGACACCCUGGUGCUAUGUGGCAGUGACCGUGCUCUUCGCACUGGCGGCACUGGCAGGGCUGGCGAGCGUCUCCAGUGUGGGUGCUGUGCUCUUUGCCUCACUGCUGCUGUCCAUCUCCUGCCUCUGCCCUUACUGCCUCAUCCGGCUUCAGCAGCUCAAGGACAACAUCCACGGGCCGUGGGACGAGGCUGAAAUCAAGGAGGACCUUUCCAGGUUCCUCAUGUAGGCCUGGCCGGGGGGGAGAGGGGCUCUGUGCUGCGAGCAGUGCAGAGGGACUUUUCUGGGGGGAUGCCCAGCCCAAUAAAACCUCUCGCACAGCA